AUGGCAGCAACGGCAAGGCGCACUCUGCUCCUAUGUGUCAACGAUAUCAGAGCCACUGGUUCCUCCAGUACAGCAACUAACCUCAGUAAAACGGUCCCCCACAAACACCUGGUCUUCCGCCAAUCACGGGUCAGACCAUGGAUUGUUUCGGGCCGGCAAGACAUUCGACACUUUACAUCUUCGCGGGCAGGAUGGCGUGAAGCAAUCUCAUCGUCAUCAGCAGGUAACGACGACCAACCCGUUAUUGACCGGACGAGGUCGAAACUGUUCAAGGAUGCCGACGAGGCUGUGGCGGACCUUAGAUCCGGCUCGAUGAUCUUCAGUGCUGGAUUUGGUCUUUGUGGGACGGCUGAAACCAUUAUAACAGCAAUGCACAAGCGCGGCGUCGAGUCGCUCAACAACCUCACGGCGGUGUCGAACAACGCUGGUGCGGCAGGCGCCGGCGGACUUUCGCCCCUAACGCAGUCGGGCCAAAUCACUCGAUGUAUCCUCUCUUAUUUGGGAAACAACAAGAAGCUCGAACAGAAGUACCUGAACGGCAACAUCGCCAUUGAAUUGUGUCCACAAGGAACACUGGCGGAGCGGAUCCGUGCCGGUGGAAGUGGCAUUCCCGCAUUCUACACGCCAACCGGUGUCCACACGUUCAUCCAGACUGGCGAAAUCCCAACAAGGUUAGGGCCAGCUGAUCCAGAGACGAAAAAGGCGAGCGUGCUGGAAGCGGGAAAGCCACGGGAGACAAGGAUCUUCAAUGGCAGAACGUAUGUCAUGGAAACAGCGUUGACCGCCGACGUUGCCAUCAUCCGCGCCUGGAAGGUCGACGAGGCCGGCAAUUGUCAGUUCAGAUACACAACCAAGGCUUUCGGCACCAUUAUGGCUAAAGCUGCUAGACUUACAAUUGUGGAAGCCGAGAAUAUCGUGCCUACGGGUUCCAUAGAUCCUAAUGACGUCCACCUCCCUGGCAUUUACGUGGACCGCAUCGUGCCCGCCACCGUGGACAAAAAGCUCGAAAUUAAAAAGACUCGGUCUGCCAGCGACGAAGAAGGGUACUCGUCCGACUCGUCAAUGGCCAGUGACAAAUCCGAAGCCCUUGCCCGGAGAGACCGCAUCGCCCGUCGCGCCGCAAAGGAACUCAAGCACGGCAUGUACGUCAACUUGGGUGUAGGAAUGCCUACGUUGGCACCUUCGUUCCUACCGAGUGAUGUCAAAGUAUGGAUUCAAUCCGAGAACGGCAUUCUAGGAAUGGGGCCUUACCCGACCGAGGACGAAGUCGACCCGGACAUCAUCAACGCUGGCAAGGAGACGGUCACGCUCGUGCCGGGGGCAUCGACGUUCGACAGCUCCGAGAGCUUCGGCAUGAUCCGCGGCGGCCACGUCGACGUGUCUAUCCUGGGCGCCCUGCAGGUCUCGGCAGCGGGUGACCUGGCCAACUACAUGAUCCCGGGUAAAGUGUUCAAGGGUAUGGGCGGCGCCAUGGACCUCGUCUCGAACCCCAACCAGACCAAGAUCGUUGUCACUACGGAUCAUGUGGACAAGUACGGCAAAUCCAAGAUCGUCGAGACUUGCUCUUUGCCCCUCACCGGCGCCCGCGUUGUCAGCACCAUCAUCACUGAUCUCUGCGUCUUCCAGGUCGACCGCGUCAAGGGCGCCUUGACCCUCACGGAGCUAGCGCCCGGUGUGUCUGUCGAAGACAUCAAGGCCAAGACCGAUGCCAAGUUCGCGGUUGCCGAUGACAUCAAGUCGAUAGAAUGA
Messenger RNA from Fonsecaea multimorphosa CBS 102226, 1749 nucleotides. RefSeq lists its product as uncharacterized. Lineage: Eukaryota; Fungi; Ascomycota; Eurotiomycetes; Chaetothyriales; Herpotrichiellaceae. Bases 1 to 1749 code for a protein of 582 amino acids. Gene Ontology annotation, biological process: ketone body catabolic process. The transcript has 3 exons. Gene Ontology annotation, molecular function: succinyl-CoA:3-oxo-acid CoA-transferase activity. The record is from RefSeq and is a predicted model, not a curated record.